AUUAAAAACCCGCUGUUGCAAGUGAGUUUUAUUCGACAUUAGCGUUCUUUCAAAGGAUCUUUAACUUUGCGGUGAAAAUAGGUAAGAAUGACUUGAAAUAUGUUUAAAAGGUGCUAGUUAUGCAAAAAAAUUGACUCUUCUUUUCCUUUCCCUCGCUAACUGAGGUACGAUGUAUUUAGAAACUGUUUAGAUGAAUACUUUUAAUAAUAACGGUGGUUAAAAUAUCACUAAGGUGAUUGAAUUUUCAGUUGAAGUUUUCUUUAUCUAACGCUUCAAAUAUCAGUAGAGGAUCUAUAAACAAUAAUUAGACGUUAUUACGAAUCGUAGACAAAUCACUCAGGGAAUUGCUUGCCGUUGUUGUUAGAAUAUUCUCACCUAUUUUCAGAGCAUUAAUUUUUCUAUACUUCUUUUAAUUUUAUUUCGUCAGUUUUUUCUAGGUUGUAUUUUGUGGUUCAGUUUUUGUACACCUCCCACGAUUCAAGAUUUUGGUAAAGAAUUCAUGGAUGUGUUUCAGCACAGCCUUGAAGAAAUAAAUCUAACCGGUUUUUGAGCGAUUAACAUAAACAUCAAUAACCAUAAUGAUUCCUUUUCUUAGCACAUGUAUUAUGAUAAUACAUUUGAAAUCGCAUUAUCGAGUGGACAAACGCAAUUGGCAAAGACGGAUUUUUCAAUGACAGCAACUGCUUUUCAAGCGUUAAUUCAUACUUCUGCUAGUCAAACUAACAAUUUUCUUAUUUUAGUUUGCUUACAGUUUCAAAAACGGCAAGUAAGAUGUUAAUUAUUUAAGAGGAAAGCUGUUUUGUCGUGGAUGAUACAACUUUGCGCCUGUAUAAACGAUACCGUAUGUGAAGGGGGAUUUCUCCAUAUUCUACAAGAGCUUUUAUCUUGCGAGUUUGAAACCAACAAAGAUAUUGCUGUGAAAAUAGCAUUUCUCUUUCAUAAAAUUACUCUAUCACAACCUCACUUUCAGCAAAGAAAUGAUUUAUUUUACAAAAUGAAAUAAAAAAGAAAAUGAAUAUAAAAUGCCAAACAAAUUGAACAGUUGCUAAUUACACUUCCUGCAGCUUUAGUUGGUUUAUUCUUACUAGUUAUAAUUAACGCUUCUUCACGCAAGCCCGGUUGACCGCGCUAGCCAGGUUACCGGGACCAAUUUCGCCUUAGGUUCUCAUGAGAAACUUCAGCACGGUUUCCGAGACGAGAAAAGGCCCAAAAAAGCGAAACAAAAUAAUUUCAACAACUUUCGCGCCUAUCAUAGCAUUGGCAACACUCAAGGCUAUAUCAGUGCAGUUAAAUGGAAAGCUUAUGAUGUUGAAAAUAUGCAGGCAAUGCAAGACGAUACCAUCCGAACGGCCAGAAUUUAUCCCGCUUUCAUCCUGGUAACCGCGGGUUGAAGUGCUCACAUGGCAAAAUUUCCAGCCAGCUCUACAGAGAUCCUGGUUGGAAAAACCGAGAUCUCGGAACCGAGCAAGUCCCCCCUCAUAUGAACACAUCAAAAAUUUUACAAAGGAUUCAGAUCAAGCGAGAUCUCGGAAACCGGGAAGCCCGGUCAACCGGACUGUAACACUGGGGCGGUUGGUCUAUCAAAGUAAGCUGUUCAGUGGAUAAUGCCGGUCACGUAACUUGUAACAAAUCUUUCAAAGGAAUGAAAGAAGAGAUAUAAGAAGAGUGAUACAUCAUACGUAAAUUUCUAUUAUAACAUAGCUAGAAAAUUCCCCUAAUCAAAUUCAGUAGCGCGAGCGUGCUUCAUAUUCCUAUUGAGCACGCUGAUGACAUCAAUAACUUAGCAAUCCUGAGUCUCCUGAGUGCAUCCAUAACUCGGCAGUACACGAUAAAGCGUUUACCAUAUGUUUUAUAAGGAAAUUUAAGAGGAAACGUUUGAAUUUGUUAACCGAUAGUAAGGAAAAGAGGUAAGUGUUGUUGUUGUUGUUGUUGUUGUUGCCAUCUCCACCAGCUGUGCGGGCUAUGGCGUGAGAUCAUUCUUUGCAAAGUUGUUUUCUCUCAAUGACAAUUUUUCGGUGAAUUAAUAGUUUUCCGGCACUUAAAUAUGGAUUUUACAAUCAUUUUAGAGUAUACUUUCUCUCAGUUUCAGGAUAAAAACAUAAGCUUAACUGUGAGGAAAAAAAAUAUACGCACAAACAUUGACGCGUACUGCUUUGAGCGCGCCCUACAAUAAUAUAAUUUUAAGUUAACUGGUGCGUUGAUCGCUUUGAUAAUGUUAUAAAACAAUUAGUUCAUGCUGCAGCUGUGCGUAUGUCGAGAUAUUGAGCACUUGGGAAGUUUGGAGAGCACUCAAGAGGCUAGAGUUGCACUCGGCUACGCCUCGUGCAACUCUUACGCCUCUUUCGUGCACUCCAAACUUCCCGCGUACGCAAUAUCUCGACAUACGCACACUGACGCAUGAACUAAUUGUUAAUUAAUACAGUUGGGAAGGAUUUGCUAAAUAUGUUGCCCCAUUGCGCAAACUUAGGGCCUGGGGCCCGUUUCUCGAAAGUCCCGGUAACUUUUCGGGUCCGUAAUCAAAUAUUCAAAUCGAAAUAUAAAGAAUAAGAGCGCGGGUCCUGGCUAGCAGACUACUCCAUUGUGUUUCACUAACUGAUGGUUUUAUCAUGCUAGAUGCAAAACUAUUGAGACCUCGAUCUUUAAUAUAAACGGCGACAGUUUACCGGGCCCGUUAAUUAUCGGGACUUUCGAGAAACGGGCCCCUAUUUACAUGGAGUAGGGGACCCCGGUCUAGUGGGGUUGGCUUCUUUUGUUUUCACGCUCUGGGGGACACAAAACAAAAGAAACCUACCCCACUAGACCGGGGUCCCCCACUCCAUGUAAGCAGAGUCUUAAUCACACAGGUGUUUCUUGUACGGUCAUGUUUAUUCCAAAAACAUGAUGUAUUAAAUUAGAAACUUGCCGGCUAACGGUGCACCGAUACAGAGACAAUGACCUAGCUUAACCUGCGUAGCAGUCGCAAAGAGAAAAAGGGAGAGCAAUCAAACAACGUGUUGCAGUGAAAGGCUAAACACGAGUCAUAAGCUCGUGAUAAAGUGAAACGUGACCUUAGAGUUUGCUUCAACAAAGAGAGGUUUUUUCUCUAUUCUCUUUAGCGCGUAGGUCAGUACAGUAGCAUUCUAAACUGGCCUUGACUGAGUAAAUCUUAUUUUUGCCCCACUAAGUCUUAAAACCAUAACCCUCUCUCCCCGCCCCUAGUUACACUCCUCCUUUUUUUCCUUCCUCCCAAUCUCCUUACCCUUUCUACGCCUGGUAUCUUUUUUCUUACUCUCAGAUCACAGCUGGUAAAUACAAUGUCCACAGAACAAACGAUAGAUUCAAAUCAUGACAGCGCCGAGGUUUGCAUUAGGCGUCUCUCAAGAAAACUGUCGGAAGUGGAAAUUGUGAUGGCAACACAGGAGGGUAAAGCAAAUCAGAUGAAAAAGGAGAGAGAUGCAGAGAGGAGUGAAAACGAACAGCUAAAAAAGGAAGUGAGAAGGCUGAAUAAUGAGCUUCUAAAAGAAAAAACAAUUUCGGCUGCAUUGAUAAAAAGGAAUUGUAAAGAGGAAAACGAUAAGGAGAUCACAGAUGGAAAACAAGAGAAAGGUAAUUUAUUGCGAAGAGUAAUUUACUACAAUCCCUAACAGUACUUGAGAUUUAGAAAUCAGAUAAAAACAGCGAGAUUUGGCAACCUUUUUUUAAUUAUUUUUUUGUGCCUGACAUGUGAAAUAAAACAUAAAUAAGUACUUUGCUUCAUUUUUUCCACAAACUUUAUUUUGACGUCAUAUCUCGUAACCAUAGAAACUGAUCAUUACUAAACUUGUCUCAAAAUGCGUGUGAGAGAUGAACGAACAGCUACUGAAAACGUCAGGUGCUAAUGUUUAAUCGUCUAGGUAACAACUCCGAAAAAACCUCUUCCGAGGGUUAAAUUUGCUUCCAAGCUCCGAGCAUCUUCGAAUAGCUUGGCCCUUCAGUGAAGCCAAGACAUGUAUAUUCGUUUCCAGCUGUAACACAAGCACUAGAGACCCUACGGGUUAUAGCAGGCAAAUAUGUUCCCCAUGCCAGUGUCAGUAGGUGUUCCAAACAAAUCCUUAGGAAGUUGAACCUUUUUUUUUUAUAUGUAAAAACUAUCUUUUGACUCAACGCAUCUGCAUCACGGAUGCUGGCCACGUGAAAACACUCUAUACCGAAACGGAUUGUAACUUGAAGCCUCUACUUGUAACGACAACUGUAAUAACAUGGCUUGCACAUAAAAAUGGAUUAAGCCCUGGGUCCAGUUAUUGUCGAUGAAUAAAUUUCUGUAGCCAAAUAGAUAUUUUAGAGUAAGUCUUACAAUAAAAAGCUUCAGUACUUUACUUGUAGCCUCAAAAAUCUUCAGGUGAGACAAAUUGUUCCUUUUUGAUAUCUUAAGAGAUCAGGAAGUUUCCCGUGGUGGACUUCCCUGCAUUGAAAAGAGAUCUGACUGGGGAUGCUCGUCGUUUCCCGUAGGGGUAGAAAGUACAGAUUUUGGUCUUACUUAGGGUGCUCAGGACCUGAUUAAUUGUCAAUUUUUACUUACUUAGGGCUGUAAGUAGCGAAAUAUCCACAUAAACAUUGGCAAAUAUUGUCACACUGUGUUGGAGUAGGGUCUUCUUUUAAGAUCAAAUAAAGGCUUAAACCACGCCCAAAUUGGUCUCGCUCCUUUAAGGGUAUUACCAAGCAUCUCAACCACCUUUACUUGGGAGUACCACCCUCCCCUCCCCGAAAAAAGUUUGGAGGCUUACGCAGUUUUUUGCCUAUAAUCAGGUAACGACGAUUUUGUGCCUUCCCAAACACGUAGAGGAAGCUUACCAGUUUCAUCACUGUGGAAACCAUUUCAGCGAAGAGGCCCCCAAGACUUCACCAAAGAUUUGAGAAAGUUGCUGGACCGGAGAAGCAACGAGUUACUUCAGCAAAAGCAGCAGUACCGGAUUUUUGAACACAGGUUUAAACAACAGGCUGAUAGAUGCAUUAAAAUGGAUGGCGACCUGGAACGCCUAGACCAACUGCUGGUCGAAUUACUUGGGCUGCACGCAAAGUGUCAUGGCUGCUCUAUUUUUCAGCACAAUAAGAUCGUUAUCUUAGGAAAGAAAAUAGAACUCCAUUGCACCAAGUUGAUUAUAUCCUGUAUUGCAAUGGUUCUAGUGGUGUUAUAUAUUUUCUUUUCAUAG
This is a messenger RNA of Porites evermanni, 5168 nucleotides long. The record is from the annotation of a GenBank genome assembly. NCBI's taxonomy places the organism in Eukaryota, Metazoa, Cnidaria, Anthozoa, Scleractinia, Poritidae.